GUUUUUAAGAGUCAUAAUCAAGCUGUGAGGGUAAGAAGGUGUAGUGAAUCAUAAAAAGAUGAACUGUGACGAAUUUAGAAAAUUUGGGAAAGAAAUUGUUGACUAUAUUGCUGAUUAUUGUGAUACUAUUAGACAGAGACAAGUUGUUUCUUCCGUCGAACCUGGUUAUUUAAAACAUCUUUUACCCCCCGAAGUCCCCAAAUUGGGCGACUCAUGGCCCUCAAUUCUCGAGGACCUCAACCGGGUCAUAACCCCCGGCCUCACCCACUGGCAUUCCCCCAACUUCCACGCUUAUUAUCCCACCGCCAACUCAUACCCCGGAAUAGUCGGAGAAUUACUAUCAGCAGGCCUGGGAGUCGUAUCCACCGACCAAUUCCCAAAUCCGGCAUGUGUCGAACUAGAACGCAAAAUGAUGGAUUGGCUAGCAAAAAUCCUUGGUUUGCCUAAAGAAUUUUURAACAGUUCUGAGGGCCCCGGAGGCGGCRUUAUCCAAAACGCGGCGAGUGAGUCCACACUAGUAGCUCUCCUGGCKGCCAAAAAUAGACUUCUAAUGAAAAAAGGAGUUGAAGACGGAAAAUUUGUAGCUUAUACGUCUGAACAGUCGAAUUCUUCAGUGGAAAAAGCGGGACUUUUGGCUUCUGUGACCAUGAGACUCCUUCAAACGGACGACAGAGGACAACUCCGAGGUGAAGUUCUUCGGGAGGCUAUCGAAGAAGAUAUCAGAAUGGGGUUGACCCCUUGUUGCAUCAUUGCUACUCUAGGAACCACYGGCACUUGCUCGUUUGAUCAAUUGGACAAAAUCGGGCCCGUUUGCCGGCACUUCAAAAUCUGGCUGCACGUCGAUGCAGCUUACGCCGGCUCGGCCUUCGCUUGUCCAGAGUAUCGGCACUUAAUGAAAGGGGUGGAAUUUGCAGAUUCGUUCAAUUUUAACCCCCAUAAAUGGAUGUUGGUCAAUUCCGACUGCUCAGCAAUGUGGUUCAGGGAUAUCCAAAGUAACGAAUUGUUUAUCCAAAUUCCGGAUUCGCGCAGAUUCCGAGCGUUGAAGCUAUGGUUCGUGUUGAGAAUUUACGGGGUUGAAGGAAUACAAAGACAUAUCAGAAGACAAAUUGCUUUAGCGAAAUUUUUCCAACACAUGGUCGAAUGUGAUGAAAGGUUUGAGGUGUGUACGGCUAGUAUGGGGCUAGUUUGUUUUAGAUUAAAGGGUGAGGAUGGAAGAACAAAAAAACUGUUAGAAAAACUGGAGAAGAGGAAGAAUAUUUUUGUGAUGCCGUACUUUUACCAAAGACGGUUGGUUGUUCGGUUUGUGAUAUGUAGUAGGUUCACUGAAGAAAGAGAUGUACUUUACGCGUGGAAAGAAAUUAAAAGUCAAGUGGAAGAAAAGUCAAACUAGUUAAUUCAGUUGUGUAUAAAUAACUGUAGUAUUAGUAAUUGUAAAUUUAAUUUUAAAACCAAAAAAAUGAUUGAACUAAAUCGUGUUAAU
Molecule: messenger RNA, 1480 nt
Organism: Tribolium madens (black flour beetle)
Lineage: Eukaryota; Metazoa; Arthropoda; Insecta; Coleoptera; Tenebrionidae
Product: aromatic-L-amino-acid decarboxylase-like
Exons: 3
Coding region: 59-1390 (443 amino acids)
Biological process (GO): catecholamine metabolic process; amino acid metabolic process
Molecular function (GO): aromatic-L-amino-acid decarboxylase activity; pyridoxal phosphate binding
Source: RefSeq, a predicted model, not a curated record